Rhodamnia argentea is the source of this 1928-nucleotide messenger RNA. RefSeq names its product syntaxin-124-like. Bases 592 to 1509 code for a protein of 305 amino acids. NCBI's taxonomy places the organism in Eukaryota, Viridiplantae, Streptophyta, Magnoliopsida, Myrtales, Myrtaceae. Gene Ontology annotation, cellular component: SNARE complex; plasma membrane; endomembrane system. Gene Ontology annotation, biological process: vesicle fusion; exocytosis; intracellular protein transport. The record is from RefSeq and is a predicted model, not a curated record. The transcript has a single exon. Gene Ontology annotation, molecular function: SNARE binding; SNAP receptor activity.
UCUGUAACUUACCAAACCAUUUUCAAGUUGUUUUGAAGAUCAGAGCAUCAUCUCUCCCUGGCCAGCAGCAGAAUAAAAGAUUCUAUGAAGUUUCGGAACCACGUCUUCAAUAUAUGCUAUCAGCAGAAACAUAAACCCCACUAAGGUGUCGGUUGUCUGAACAGGAGCUGUUAAUGGCCUACACGACCCACAUUGAAGCUUGACUUUGAUAUUCAAGUUUCUUCUCAGAUAGUUGACAUUAUACGUGUAUCGCCAUUAGCUAGCACUGGGGGUCAACCAGGUCAGUCUUAGCAACUUCCCCAUCUAUUUCUUCCAAUUUCCAGAACUUCGGAUCCCUUAGGUUUGGUCAAACUGGAAAGAAUAUGUAGCUUAACGUUCUCCCAUUUUGGCAUUGCAGGUGAUAGUUCUGUUCUUCCAUCCUCCUUCCUAAAGCAGGGUAAAUACAGAAAGAGGAGAAGGGUCAUUUGCCCCAGGCCCACAAGCCAUGUACAGUUAGUUACUCUGAACUCUUCGCAUUGUCAAGAGUUCACUCGGACUGACUCCAUCGCAGGGAAGGGCACGAGGUAGUGACGAAAAGGGGGAUUGGUGAAGAUGAAUGAUUUGUUCUCCAAUUCAUUCAAGCGAUACACUGACUUGAAGGAGCAGGUAUACCUAGAUGACACCGAUUCCCAAAAGGAAACUGUCAACCUUGACAAGUUCUUCAAAGACGUUGAAAGAGUGAAGGAGGAGAUGGCUCAGGUCGAGCAGCUCUACAAGAGAUUGCAGGAAUCGAAUGAGGAGAGUAAAAUCAUCCAUGAUGGCAAAACGACCAAGCAGCUCCGGGCCCGUAUGGACUCAGAUGUGCAACAGGUCUUGAAACGAGUCAAAAUCAUCAAAGGCAAGCUCGAAGCACUUGAACAUUCCAAUGUAGCCGACCGCAAUCUUCCUGGAUGUGGCAUCGGUUCAUCAGCAGACCGGACCCGGACUUCAGUGGUUAUUGGACUGGCGAAAAAGCUCAAAGAUAUGACGGAUGAUUUCCAGGACUUGAGGGCAAAAAUGAACGUGGAAUAUAAGGAAACUGUGGGAAGAAGGUACUUUAUGAUCACGGGACAGAAGGCGGACGAAGAGACCAUUGACAACCUAAUAUCAAGUGGAGAAAGUGAGAGUUUUGUUCAAAAAGCAAUUCAGGAACAAGGGAGAGGUCAAAUCUUGGACACGAUAUCAGAGAUUCAAGAGAGGCGAGAUGCAAUUAAGGAGAUAGAGAAAAACCUGAUAGAGUUGCACCAGAUAUUCUUGGAUAUGGCUGCACUUGUGGAGUCACAAGGUCACCAACUCAACGAUAUCGAGUCUCAGGUUGCUCAGGCCAGCUCCUUCGUGAGGCGAGGGGCAGAUCAGCUUCAAGUAGGCAAGGAAUAUCAGAAAAGCUCUAGGAACUGGAUGUGCAUUGCCGUUAUACUUGGUGCUGUUAUUGUCUGCUUCCUGAUAAUACCAAUCUUAACAUCAAUUCAGUUAGGAAGAAAGGGAAUGUGAGUGCAAAGACCCGGUUAAGCCGUGCGGUGGAGUUUUGCAGAAUUCAAGGGGAGAAAAUCAGCUAAGGAUUUUCCCAUACAUGGAAGAUCUAUUAUAGUUUUUUCUACUUCCAUUUCUCUUUUCUCUGUCUUUAUUGUUUCAUUUCCUCUCCUUCAGUAAUUCCCUAGAUAACCUGAUAUGUACAACUUUUCGCCAAGUAAACAUGGACAGAGCAUCUGAAUUGGAAAAUGCAAGUUUGAUAUUCGGCAUUCAAGUAUAUCUCAUCUUUCUUUGCCAGUUUCAACUUCUCUGGUAACACCAGAAGAGAAGUCGCCAAAGCCAACAACUGGGAGUCUGGGACAUGAACACAAGCAACACGUUUUUACUGAAUAAAAGAUCAGUCUGCUGAUCAAAUAGCAGUAACCAGCUUAGUUAAGCAA